This is a messenger RNA of Paralichthys olivaceus (Japanese flounder), 2760 nucleotides long. RefSeq names its product RCC1 like (gene rcc1l). Gene Ontology annotation, molecular function: rRNA binding; guanyl-nucleotide exchange factor activity. Lineage: Eukaryota; Metazoa; Chordata; Actinopteri; Pleuronectiformes; Paralichthyidae. Gene Ontology annotation, biological process: positive regulation of mitochondrial translation. Gene Ontology annotation, cellular component: mitochondrial inner membrane. The record is from RefSeq and is a predicted model, not a curated record.
CUUGCAGAAGAAAAUAUUUUUCUCUUCCGGGGUCAGUUUGAUUUCAGGAAAAUAAACACGCGACAAAGUCACCGAACAACAUCUGAACAGUUUCCUCUUCGUUCCUGCGUCGUUGAGUUUGUUUUUCAUUCUGUGAAACUCACAACGAGUCUGAGAGCGGGAAGAAUGUCUCUUCCCUGUGUGCGUCUCUGCUCUCGACACAUGAGCGCGGGGCUUCAGGUCUGUGGCUAUGCGACCAUCCGUAAAGCGUUCAGACCCCAGGAGAGAAGCAGCGGCGGUCCGGUGUUUCAGUACGUUGGCCAGCACAGGAAACCCAACCACAAGGUGUUCGUGUGGGGCUUCAGCUUCACCGGGGCUCUGGGUCUCCCCAGCUUCGUGGUGCCGGACAGCGGCAGGAAGACUCCACGGAAGUACCAGCUCACUCCGUAUCGCCUGGACACCGCAGAGCAGAUCUCCUCGGCUGCCUGUGGUUACGGCUUCACUCUCAUCGCCUCCUCCACCAAAGAUGCGUCCAAGCUUUGGGCCAUGGGCCUGAACAAGGACUCUCAGCUGGGCUUCCAACGCACGCAGGAAAGCCGCCAUCGGAGUUACGACUACGUCCUGGAGCCGUCCCCGCUGGCUCUUCCUCUUGUCGAGCCUCUACAGACCAGAGUGAUUCAGGUCGCAUGUGGCCGAGCUCACUCCCUGGUGCUCACUGAUCAAGAGGGAGUUUUCAGUAUGGGCAACAACGCGUACGGCCAGUGUGGGAGGAGGAUAGUUGAAGAUGAAGUUUACAGCGGCAGUCACAUCAUUCACAAGAUAGAAGGCUUCGACAGCAGGGUCGUCCAGGUGGCGUGUGGGCAGGACCACAGCCUCUUCCUCACCGAGACUGGAAAAGUGUUUGCGUGUGGAUGGGGUGCAGACGGACAGACGGGUUUGGGUCACCACAGCGUCAGCUCCAGUCCGGUGGAGGUUGGCGGGGAUCUGGCCGGCGUCGAGGUGCAGCAGGUCAACACGUACGGAGACUGCAGCCUGGCCGUGUGCAGAGACGGGCACCUGUAUGGAUGGGGCAACUCUGAAUACCUGCAGCUGGCCUCGGUCACGGAGGCCACACAGAUCAACUCUCCUCGACGUCUUCCUCUGAGAGGCUGUGGGAAGGUGGUUCAGGCGGCGUGUGGAGGGACGCAGGUGGCUAUUCUCAACGAUAAAGGAGAGGUGUUUGUUUGGGGAUAUGGGAUUCUUGGAAAAGGUCCAAAUCUGUCAGAAUCGUCGACCCCGGAGAUGAUUCCCUCCACGCUGUUUGGACGCUCGGAGUUCAACCCGUCGGUCGCCGUCACCAGGAUCAGAUGUGGCCUCUCACAUUUUGCUGCAGUAACAGAUCGCGGCGAGCUCUUCGUCUGGGGGAAGAAUGUGAGAGGUUGUUUGGGCAUCGGGAGCAGAGACGACCAGUUCUUCCCAUGGAGAGUGACUGUCCCAGGUUCAGUGGUGGAUGUAGCCUGCGGUGUUGACCACAUGGUGGCGCUGGUGAGGUCCCUCCUGUGAGCUCUGAUCCUGCCCAGCAGCGGUUGGACAGGCUGGAUGUUUGAGUCCCGGUCGCCUCAGGGAGCCGAUGGAGGGUCUGCUUUGGAGUCUCGAGGCCAGCUGCUCUCCACAGGCGACGGACCCUCGUGUCCCUCCGUCCUGCGGUGACGUCAGGAGGCGAGCGGAGCUGUGGAUUCUAAAGUGUCACCGACAUGGUUCCCUUCAUCCUGAAGGUCACAUGGGACAGAUUUAUGAACAAAUACAGCUGAGGCGAGGAUUCAAACGGACGUUUUGAAAAUCAUUCUCUCGUCGCAGCUUCUUCAAUGUGAGAAUUAGCUUCUUUUUUUUUCCUGUUUGAUAAAAUCUAAAACUGGAUUAAAUUUUUCCCGGACGGUUGUCAGAGAAAAUAAAAACAUUUGAAGACGUCUCUCUGGGUUCUGGACGACUUGAUUGCAGACAAUUGAAACAAAACAUUGUAAACGAGGCCACAGACGACAAACUACCCACGCUGCUGUAGUUUAUCUGAGGACGUAGAAGAAGAAGACACGUUCAGCUCGACCCUCAGACUGAAGACUCGUCGUCUGAUUAUUCAGAUUUCACACGAUCACAACAUACGAGCGCUUCACAUCGUCAGGUGUGAUUAUAGAUAAAGUUACAGGAGCUGCAACAUUGAGUAUUAGAUAUUAUUAAUUAUAUUUAUUAAUAUAUCUGCAGCUGAUCUCUAACCUCGACCUGUGAUUUACUGAAAUGAAACACUCUUCUGGUCGAUGGACACGUUCUUACGGUUCAGCGCCGGUGGCUCGGGUCUGUUGUUGCUGUUGUUCUCUUCGGCUCUGAGCUCCUGUGACUUCGGGCCAUUCAUCAUUGUGACAAGUCGAGGGCCCUCGGAGAGAAGGGAAAUGUAUUUGUGACACAACUACUGAUCGAGCAUAACACACACUGAGGCAGCAGCCUCCCGCUCGAUUGGUUCGUCAAUACGCUCUCGUUCGACCGACUCUCAUUGGUCGGACAAUCCAUUUUCGCUAUGCACCAAUAUUUAUAUACUCACAGAUAUCAGGCGUCUAAAUGAAUCUGAUUUUAGGUCAAGAUCCAUGAAUGAUUCCCUGGAAAACCAUUGGAAAACAUCCCAAACUUGUGAUUUUAGGGAUGAUAAUAAUGAAAGAAAUUCCUUGAACUGAUCCGACCAAUAUUUAAUGGCUUCUUCCUUUGGUCGUUACAAGGAAAUCUGUUAAGUAGCUUUUGUGUAAUCCUGCUAACAAA